Hirundo rustica (Barn swallow) is the source of this 2731-nucleotide messenger RNA. RefSeq names its product zinc finger and BTB domain containing 43 (gene ZBTB43). Gene Ontology annotation, molecular function: protein binding; RNA polymerase II cis-regulatory region sequence-specific DNA binding; DNA-binding transcription factor activity, RNA polymerase II-specific. NCBI's taxonomy places the organism in Eukaryota, Metazoa, Chordata, Aves, Passeriformes, Hirundinidae. Gene Ontology annotation, biological process: regulation of transcription by RNA polymerase II. The record is from RefSeq and is a predicted model, not a curated record.
GGCCGGGGCUGGGGCCGCAGCGACAGCGUCCCGCUAUGAGAGAGACGCCGCGACCCGCAGGGAAAUAUUGAAAAAUAAAGUCUUAAAUCUGAGAAUAUUCUGAAGGGAGCACAGCACUAAAUUUGUAAUGAAAUGGAGUCUGGGUCAAGCUCCUUUCGAGUGAAUUUCCAGAUUUUUUCUAGCACCAUUUUGCAGAAGUUAAACCAGCAGCGCCAGCAAGGACAAUUAUGUGAUGUGUCCAUUGUGGCAGGGCAUCUCUUCAGAGCCCAUAAAGCUGUUCUUGCAGCUAGUUCACCUUACUUCUGUGAUCAGGUUCUCCUGAAAAACAGCAGGCGAAUAGUCCUGCCUGAUGUGAUGAAUCCCAGAGUGUUUGAAAACAUUCUUCUGUCUACCUAUACAGGGCUGGUAAUGCCUGCGCCAGAAAUUGUUAGUUAUCUGACAGCAGCAAGUUUUCUUCAGAUGUGGCAUGUAGUGGAUAAGUGCACUGAAGUGCUUGAGGGAAACCCAACAGUUCUGUGUCAGAAGAUGAAUCAUGGCAGUGACCAUCAGUCCCCAAGCAGUAGUAGCUACAAUGGCCUUGUUGAAACCUUUGAACUUGGCUCUGGAGGACAGACAGAAUUCCACAAAGUGCAGGAACUAAGGGAUGGGGAAAAUGAAGAAGAGAGCUCUAAAGAUGAACUGUCGUGUCAGCUGGCAGAACAUGAAUACCUUCCCAGUAAUUCUUCAACAGAACACGAUAGACUUAGCACUGGAAUGACCAGUCAGGAUGGCGAAGAGGGAACUAGUGAUAGUGCAGAGUACCAGUAUACCAGACCAAUGUAUAGCAAACCCAGCAUCAUGUCUCACAAGCGGUGGAUCCAUGUGAAACCAGAAAGGUUUGAACAAGACUGUGAAGGUGUUGAUAAUCCUUAUGAUGAGCACCAGGUUUCUGAAUCCGUGAAUGCCAUCCAGGCAGAUCACUCAAUCCAGUCUUCAGGUGUUGAAGAUUUUCACAUAGGUGACAAAAAGAUGGAAGCAGAAUUUGAUGAACAGGCAGAUGAAAGUAAUUAUGAUGAACAAGUUGACUUCUAUGGCUCGUCUAUGGAAGAAUUUUCUGGUGAAAGGGCAGAUGGAAAUUUAAAUGCUCACAGACAGGACCUUAUGAUGGCAGCAGGCUAUGGUGAAAGCAUUGAUAUGGCUGCUGGGAUUAAAGAAGAAACAUCUCUCACUGGAUUCUCCCAUGCCGAUAAGCUCUAUCCUUGUCAGUGGUGGAAAAAGGCUUUACACCAAAGUCAGAGAGAUCGGCAUAUGAGUAUGCACCUUGGUCUUCGACCUUAUGGCUGUGGUGUCUGUGGUAAGAAAUUCAAAAUGAAACACCAUCUUGUAGGCCAUAUGAAAAUUCAUACAGGCAUAAAACCGUAUGAGUGUAACAUCUGUGGGAAAAGAUUUAUGUGGCGGGACAGUUUCCAUCGGCAUGUGACCUCUUGUACCAAGUCCUAUCAGGCUUCUAAAGCUGAACAGAGUACUACUGAGAUGAACUAAGACAUUAGUGCUUACAUUUGUUUAGCAGAGUAAGAAAAUAAACUAAUUAUGCAAAUAUGUCUGGUACUUGCUAUUGUACAUUGUAAAAAAAAAAGUUUUAAUGAGUAUGCUGGUAUAAACGGAUCAAAUGUAUUUUGCUUCCCGCAAUAUUACUUCAGGUGUUCAGUGUGUGAAGUGCAUGUGGUUAAUCUGAAAGGUACCGGUGAAAUGAGGUCUGAGAUUGAUUGUAAUCCAGCAGUAUUUAGAAGCCGUCUUGUAUUUCUAAGUCAUCUAAAUUCACAGUAAAACUCAGCUCUAAAUUGACCAAAAUCCUGAAAAUAUUUAGGUGAACCAGGAAUUCAUGUAGUACUCCUUAAUGGACAAGAAAACUAAAAUGACAAACUGGGUUAUGUGAUUCACAUUUAAAUGAAGAAAAAAAGAGAAUUCCACCUCAAGGCGAAGACUGCCAACAUACUUAACGUGCAUCAUUAGGUAUUGUGCAUCAUUCAGUAGCCUUUGUUGUAUUGCUUAAUGAAAGGCAGUAGUAAAGGUGGUUUGGCUUUCCUUUAUCCAUCUUCUGUUUUUUAAAUUUAUCUUCAGUAAAACAAAUGUCUAAUUUUGUACUGAUUUCUGUUUAGAGUCUGUAAUACAAUUACAGUUUAUCACUAUAUAACUUUCAGUAUAUAUUAAGUAUACUUUAUCCUUGCUCUUCUAGGGUCUUGUGCUGUACUACUCUUGACUUCAUUAGAUUUUAAUUACUACAUUGUGAGAGCUUCUAGAUGUGCAUAAUAAGUACUAAAGAAAAAAAAAAGACACCAACAAAAAGUAAGAUGUAACAUUUGGAACGUAGUCAAAAUAAUCAAAUAUUUAAAGUGUAAAUUUCUGUUCAAAUUUUUGUGGCUUACUACAGUAGCAAGUACCAAACUCUUGAUUCAUGAAUUGAUGUGUUAUUGUUUUGAAAACUUCUUUGAGAACUUCUAUCUAGUUUUAGAAACCUGCUUUAGGAAAAUUACAUAGUCAUUGAUAGGUAUUUAUACUUUUAAUUCUUUACUGUUUGAAUAGUAAGAACUAUAAUACAGAUUCCUGGUACUGAACUACUGUGACUGGUGAUCACAAGCAGAGUUGUUUACUUCCUUGAAUGCAGUUGCUUGUGGAAAAAAGUAGGAAGUAUGUGAUUUGGAUCUUCUAAUGGUACUGCAGAACAUGGUACCACACUUACGUCUGAAGUUGG